AGCCCGCCAUUUUACUGCAGGCGAGCAGCAGUUCACACACGUCGAGCUAACUCGCGGGCCUGUGGCGUCCGUUUAUACAUUUAUAUUUAUAUUCUCCCUGUCGUGAGUCAGUUUGCGGGGAUCUGCGUACAGUGUGCGCUUCUUUGUCCGGUCCAUGGUUUGACGUUUGUCAGAUUCUGGAGGAGAGAAGGUGAAAGAUGACACAGUUUCUCCCCCCUAACCUGUUGGCCCUCUUUGCGCCGCGGGAUCCCAUACCUUUCCUGCCUCAGCUGGAAAAGCUGCCCCAUGAAAAACAUCACAACCAACCGUACUCUGGCAUUGCGCCGUUUAUCAGGCACUUCGAGGAUCCUAGAGAUGCUCCUCCACCGACAAGGGCAGAAACCCGAGAGGAGCGCUUGGAGAGAAAGAGGCGAGAGAAAAUUGAGCGAAGGCAAACAGUGCUGGAGACAGAACUCAAGCUUUGGGACCCCCAUAAUGAUCCCAAUGCUCAAGGGGAUGCUUUCAAGACCUUGUUUGUUGCACGAGUGAACUACGACACAACAGAGUCCAAACUUCGGCGUGAGUUUGAGGUUUAUGGUCCCAUCAAACGGAUUUACAUAGUCUACAACAAGAGGACAGGGAAGCCUCGGGGCUAUGCCUUCAUCGAGUAUGAGCAUGAACGAGACAUGCACUCUGCCUACAAACACGCAGACGGGAAGAAGAUCGAUGGUAGGAGGGUGCUGGUGGACGUGGAGCGAGGACGCACUGUCAAAGGAUGGCAGCCACGCAGGCUAGGUGGAGGUUUGGGUGGAACCAGGAGAGGUGGAGCUGAUGUCAACAUCAAACACUCUGGCAGAGAUGAUGCAUCUCGUUAUGACGAUCGUCCACUGGGAGCAGACAGGGAACGUGGAGAGCGGAGGGAGCGCAGCAGGGAGCGUGAGCGGGACAAAGACAGGGAACGCCGGAGGUCCAGGUCCCGUGAGCGCCGCCGUCGCACCCGCUCACGAGAACGCGAAAGAGAGAGGGAGAGACCGGCAGCCGAGGAAGGCACCCCGAGCACUAGGCGUCGAGAGCGAGAAAGGGAGCGCGGGGUGGCAGCAGCAGCAGGGGGAGACAGCCGGAGUAGGGAGAGGAGUCGAGACCGGAAAAAAAGGAGCAGGAGCCGAGAUCGUAAGAGGGAGAGAGAGAGGGGCAAGGGCCUGGAUGGUGAGGAGAUCGGCCAGGGAGAGGGUGCCCUUGAGGGUGGGGAGAGAAUGCAGGAGGAACAGGAAGGCGAAGUUGCUGAGGGCAUGGACGAGCGCAGAGACAGGGACAGGGAGAGGGACAGAGACCGAAGGCGUAGCCACAGGGACAAAGACAGGCGCAGGGGAGACCGGGACAGAGAUAGGGAGCACAAACGGGAUCGGGGGGACAGAGACAAAGGAGAGCGCAGGGAGGAGCGUCACGGGUCCCUACGAGACGACAUGGGCCCCCAGGAUGACAUGGGCAACGAGGACGACGGGGGAGCGCCACCAAACAUGGAGGAGUACAGUCAGGAUGGGAUUUUGAUGGACCAGCAGUCGGUGCCUUCAGCUGACGGCUAUGGCUCCAGUGAGAAUGGCUACAAGAUGGAGACACCAGCAGACGAGUACUGAACCAGGCUUCUGUCCGUCACAUCCCUGAGCUCACAUCAUCUGGUCUAUAUUGAACUUGGCUAUUGAAUUUGUGUCGAGGCACAAAGGCCUAAGUGGAGGGCAUGGUCUCCUCCUCCAUCCUGUCAACAAUCUGAAAUGUAUUCCUGUUAAUUUUGUUGCACACCCACGGUGUCUGAUGUCCUUAAAGCUGCAGUAAGCAGGAUCACUGGAAACAUAGAUGAUUGUUGGGUUAAAGAACGCUGAAACUCUGCUCAUAGUGACUUACCUUUUAUUGCAUUUCUUGUCCAACUCUUUUCUGUUUUUUAGGUUUUUUGCAGUACAGGCAGUUGUUAGGUGAACUUCACUUUGAUGUGAUCGCUCAAAGACUUCAUCAUGAGGCCAGGAGAUGCAUAUAAGUGUUCUCUAAUCACACCAGUGUGGAGUUAUUGAUCAGUAAUGCUUCAACAAAUCUGCCUACUGUACCUUUAAAGCCGCGUUGCUUGCAUCUGCCUUGAUUUUGGGGUAAACACACUUAGUUCAUUUGGAGAUGGCGAGACUGUAUCUUUUAUUUCCAUGUUCUGCAGUUGUGACGUACGCUUAUUUGGGCCCAGUUACCAUUUUCUGCAGUGUAUGUGAAACCGAAUGAAGUGUAGUAUUUUGUGGUGAUAGAAGGCUUUUCAGUUCUGUUUGGAUUCUUUUUACGUCUGCCAUAUUUGUAUGUUAGAAUCGCAGGGUCAUUUUAAUAAAGAUGUGACUUGAGCCCAAGUUUAUUAAUCAUA
Messenger RNA from Solea senegalensis (Senegalese sole), 2371 nucleotides. It is a transcript of the gene snrnp70, whose product is annotated as small nuclear ribonucleoprotein 70 (U1). Gene Ontology annotation, cellular component: U1 snRNP; precatalytic spliceosome; U2-type prespliceosome. Gene Ontology annotation, biological process: mRNA splicing, via spliceosome. The record is from RefSeq and is a predicted model, not a curated record. Bases 198 to 1613 code for a protein of 471 amino acids. Gene Ontology annotation, molecular function: U1 snRNA binding; mRNA binding. Lineage: Eukaryota; Metazoa; Chordata; Actinopteri; Pleuronectiformes; Soleidae. The transcript has 10 exons.